Messenger RNA from Podarcis muralis (Common wall lizard), 3970 nucleotides. It is a transcript of the gene BEST4, whose product is annotated as bestrophin 4. Gene Ontology annotation, molecular function: chloride channel activity. Lineage: Eukaryota; Metazoa; Chordata; Lepidosauria; Squamata; Lacertidae. The record is from RefSeq and is a predicted model, not a curated record.
UCUCUGCAUUAGUGAGACAGUUAUAACCAGCCUCAACUGAACUCCCAGGACAGCUGGUGCCUGCAUGAGGCAUAGACAAGGCAGCCAUGACAGUCUCCUACACCUUGAAAGUGGCCAAUGCUCGCUUUGGGGGCUUCUCCAAGCUACUUUUUCGUUGGAAAGGGAGCAUCUACAAGCUGCUCUACAAGGAGUUCAUUGUCUUCGUCUUGCUUUACGGAACACUAAGUGUCAUCUACCGGCACCUUCUGAAUGUGGAUCAGAAACGUCUCUUUGCAAAGGUGGCUGAAUACUGCAACCGCUCAACUGACCUCAUCCCUCUGUCCUUUGUCCUAGGUUUCUAUGUCACACUGAUUGUGAACCGCUGGUGGGCGCAGUAUACCAGCAUUCCUCUGCCAGACCAGCUCAUGUGCGUCAUUUCCAGCAAUGUGCAUGGGAAGGAUGACAAGGGCCGCAUCUUGCGCCGCACUCUCAUCCGUUACGCCAACCUCUCCUCUGUGCUCAUCCUGCGCUCGGUCAGCGCUAGAGUCCUUAAAAGAUUCCCCACUAUGGACCACUUAGUUGAAGCUGGUUUCAUGACACAAGAUGAGCGCAAGAAGUAUGAGAGUCACCACUCAGACUUCAACAAGUAUUGGAUCCCUUGUGUGUGGUUCACUAAUCUAGCAGCCCAAGCCAGGCGGGAAGGAAGGAUCCGGGAUGACGUGGCGCUCAGAUUGCUCAUAGAUGAACUGAACCUCUACCGCUCCAAAUGCAGCAUGCUUUUCCACUAUGACUGGAUAAGCAUCCCCUUGGUGUACACACAGGUGGUCACCAUCGCUGUCUAUUCCUUCUUUGCUUUGUGUGUGAUUGGGCGUCAGUUCCUACAACCUGUGGACCCAAGUCAAAACAAAACAAUGACAAAAAAAGAUGAGGACCUAGAUCUGUAUGUUCCCUUACCCACUCUUCUACAGUUCUUCUUCUAUGCUGGUUGGCUGAAGGUGGCAGAGCAGAUAAUUAAUCCCUUCGGAGAGGAUGACGAUGACUUUGAAACUAACAAAUUGAUAGACAGGAACCUUCAAGUGUCUUUGCUUUCAGUGGAUGACAUGUAUCAGAACUUACCACCAACUGUAAAAGACAAAUACUGGAAUGAAUCUACAGCUCAGCCCCCGUACACAAUGGCCACAGUGGCAGAGACCUUGAAACCUUCCUUCAUGGGUUCUACCUUUGACAUGCGGAUGAGCGAUGACCCAGAGCAGAGCCAGCAGGUGGAAGCAUCACCCAGCAUGAGCCGCAUUCAGACUCCCCUGCUCAACCGCUUCCUCACUGCAGCUGCCUCUCCUGCAGUCAGCCUCAAAAAUUUUGGCAAGGGCAGUUGGAUUCAGCAUCCCCAGCUACUGCGCCUAAGGACUGAGGGCACCUUCCCCUCUUCCAGCCCCAGCUUCUAUCGCAGGGAAGAUCCUGAAGCAGUUGGUCGCAUCGAUGAAGAAGACAUGGAGGAUGGAGAGACCAGGCUUAGUGAAACCUCCUCCCCUAGCUCCCACCUCAAAGUCCCCCAUAAGAACACAAACGCUGAGAAUUUGAGAAAAGAGCUGCCCAGCAUUACCGUGGUGGAGCUCCCAGAUGAGAUCAGUAUCAGUGACCAACCAUCUAACUAAGGCCCAAUCCUUUUAAGGCAGAAUUUAGGACUAAUGUCCCACUCAAGCCACAUGGGUCCAGUACAUACAAGAGAAACUUGCCCUAUCUAAACACGCAUACAUUAAGGGAUAAAAACACUAAUGCCAAAGAUUUGCAGCUGCCCAUUUUCAUAUUGAAAGUCACACACUCGGGAAAUAUCUCCAAGACAACCGCCUAUGGGUAGGAACAAUCUAUGGAUUUGAAAUAUUUGUUUAGCCCAACACAUGCUGCGAAGCAAUGUUUCCACACUGAAAUUACCUUGUGGGCCCUUGUGGGAAGAAAGUAGACAUAUGCACACACAUACAAACAUCAUCCUUUUAUCUAGCAGGGUUGUCCUUGAACCAGGUAAAAAAAAGCUUGAAUAAACAGGUACUUGCAGUGAUGCAGCUUUUUGGAAUCAGCACUCAGUUGAAGAUUUUAGUUUAUUUUAUAUUUAUCGAACAAAUCUAAGAAAUGUUAAUUUUACAUGCUGUAUAAAUAGCUGGAAGGUUUUUUCAAUAGAGAAAUGUGUGUGGUUAAGCUGAAAUAUUGGAGGAAAUUCUAGGGAAGCACAAUGAAACAAAUUUAAAGCUUACUUUCAAAAUGUUUAUUGUAAGGCUGCAAUCCUAUACUUAUUUACCUGAGUUAAUGAACUCAAAAUAAUUUACUUCUGAGUAAGCAUGUACAGGAUUACUCUCCCCCUCAUAUUAGUAUAAAUAUGCAUAGUUAUUGGUAAAUAGGUCAAUGGGGCUUACUUCUUAGUAAGCAUAUUUGAAAGUGCAGCCUGAGAAAGGGCUAUGAAUGAAAGCAUUGAAAUCUGACCAUGAGCAUUCCUAGAGCUAUACACACAAAAUAACUUUCUUAGGAUAAUCUCCUGAAUAAAAGUUAACUCCAACUUUGAUUUUAGACUAUUACUGUAAAAUUUUAGUAGUGGGAUGAGCACUGUAUCUAGCUGCAUAUGCUUUCUGUAAAGUUAUGUGGAAGUCUGGAGAUUUGCUAUCUGUCCAAACCCAUAUAAGCAAGCCAUUUAUUUGUCAGGUAUGUUCUUAAGAGAUCCAUGCUCCCAUUCAUAGAACUUGUCCUUACCCUCUCAAACUGAUGAAAAUGUAUCUUGUUAGAAGAUAGUAUUGUUCCCAGCCUUCGAAAGGACCAGACUUUUGGAAAGAGGCCUGGCCCUUCUGCUAGAAGGGAGUUAAUCUUGCACUGGAAUGAGACCAGAAUGUCACGAAGAAGACAAUCUAGACACUUAGCAGUGCACCAGUUGUUUUGUCGCUAAAUGUAGUAAUAAUGUAAAAAAUUCAACUAACAGCUUCCAAUUUUGGCAGUUCAACUGCCAACAACAAACGCAUUAAUAAUUUUCUCAGCUUCCAUUCAUUAAUACCCUGUGCACAUACCUAAUCAUUAGAAAUAUAUGCUAUGCAUUGGAAGAGGAUGAAGACUCUGAAAAUCUUUCGCCAUGGGGCCACCAAAAGCAGGAUAUUUUGAAGUGUACACUACAAAGCUCAUGUUGCAAGGGAACUGGGAGAACAAAUAGAAGACAACACACCUGUGCUGCUGACAUUUAUAGCGCCAUACUGUAUAAUGAGAGUUCAUUAUAACUAAGUAUAGAGCUUCAACCCUAUUCAGGGAAACUUGACAGUUAUUAGCUUUAAGAAUUGGGCAAUUUAGCAAAGAAGUAAAUGCAAAGCAAAACUUUGCUGACAUUGCUGCUGUUAUACUACAGAAUACUCAACAAAUGAAACAGCCAUGGCAGGUUGAUGGUCAUUAAGUCCUUAGUUACUUAUUUACUAUUCUAAACAAAAGUGAACCCACACCCCCUUAAUGCAUGUUGGAGGGAGUAGUAUUAGUAGGCAUGCCUGAUGGCAGAUGGAAACCACCAAUUCUACACCGUGAAGAAUCUCAUUCAGCAAUCCUGCCUGCCAAAAUCACCGCUCCAAGGGUGGCAUUUUAGUAUAGUGGGAAGGAAAAGCCUGACCCUACCAUUAAAACAGCAUGUGCUUUUUAACACGGAUAACGCUUCCAAGUCAAACAACUUUCACUCAUUUUUUAAAAAAACUUCCAUACAAACAUACUUAGUGUGAAUGCACUAGCUCCGAAACAGGAGGUUGCAACUGCUCCCUGGGCUUUAAAUAUCAAUGUAGAACAGCAGCUAAGCAAAUGUCUGGCUUAGUAUUUUGUCCAAACCCAGAAUCCUGGUUAACGUCUCUCCUCCUUAACCACAGGACAAACCUUAGCUACAGAUCAUGGUUAAGGAGAAACCCUAACUAGGACCCCAGGUUCAGAAGACAUAUUAAGACAGACCUUGCAUUAGCUUUCAUCCCAUAUCACUUAAAAAUCCUGG